AUGCCCAGACCCCAGAGAGCCACACCCAGACCCCUCAGAGCCACACCCAGACCCCUGAGCCACACCCAGGCCCCUCAGAGCCACACCAGGCCCCUCAGAGCCACACCCAGGCCCCUCAGAGCCACACCCAGGCCCCUCAGAGCCACACCCAGGCCCCUCAGAGCCACAUCCAGGCCCCUCAGAGCCACACCCAGGCCCCUCAGAGCCACGCCCAGGCCCCUCAGAGCCACACCCAGACCCCUCAGCCACACCCAGACCCCAGAGAGCCACACCCAGACCCCUAGCCACACCCAGGCCCCUCAGAGCCACACCAGGCCCCUCAGAGCCACACCCAGACCCCUCAGAGCCACACCCAGACCCCUCAGAGCCACACCCAGGCCCCUCAGAGCCACGCCCAGACCCCUCAGAGCCACGCCCAGACCCCUCAGAGCCACGCCCAGGCCCCUCAGCCACACCCAGGCCCCUCAGCCACGCCCAGACCCCUCAGAGCCACACCCAGGCCCCUCAGCCACACCCAGGCCCCUCAGCCACACCCAGACCCCUCAGAGCCACACCCAGACCCCUCAGAGCCACACCCAGGCCCCUCAGAGCCACACCCAGACCCCUCAGAGCCACACCCAGACCCCUCAGAGCCACACCCAGGCCCCUCAGAGCCACGCCCAGACGGGGAUAAUCCAGCCAACUGCACCCUGCAUCCCUGGGCAGUUAUUCAGACGCAACUGUUUUCCCUUUCCGAACGAACAGCUGGCCGCCACCUCUUAG
Messenger RNA from Anguilla rostrata (American eel), 762 nucleotides. RefSeq lists its product as uncharacterized. NCBI's taxonomy places the organism in Eukaryota, Metazoa, Chordata, Actinopteri, Anguilliformes, Anguillidae. The coding region runs from base 1 to 762 and encodes 253 amino acids. The transcript has 2 exons. The record is from RefSeq and is a predicted model, not a curated record.